This is a messenger RNA of Physcomitrium patens, 3670 nucleotides long. RefSeq lists its product as uncharacterized. Gene Ontology annotation, molecular function: microtubule binding. NCBI's taxonomy places the organism in Eukaryota, Viridiplantae, Streptophyta, Bryopsida, Funariales, Funariaceae. The record is from RefSeq and is a predicted model, not a curated record. Gene Ontology annotation, cellular component: microtubule.
UUUACUCUCCUCCGCUCUUUUUUCCACUGUAUUUCGCAACUUUCUUCCAUUCAAUUUUUCCGCAUUCCUGAUUGGUUUUGGUUUCGUUCCCCAACGGCUCCUCGCCUACUCCAUUCCUUCUCCCCCUCUUUCUGUCGCUCUAAUGUAUGCGCGGGUGGUGCGCCGCGGUUAAGCUCUGGGAGUUGUUUGCUUAGAGCCGGCAAAGUUUGUGUCGUAAGAUGCGACUGCAUUUGUUCCUUGGGGAUUGUUUCCGGGUGUGGGUUGAUGAUUUGGUGUAAGAGUUGUCUCUAAAAGCAACGAGUUGCACCUCGGUAUCGCUGCUCUCCUUGAUAGUGUACGCUUAGAUAGCUCUAUCCAUAUUCGCUUCGUGCUGCACUGCCGUUUAGCUCAAAUGGUGAAGUAAGGGAGGUGUACAUUGGGGUUGGCUUGUGCAGCUUCGAGGUUAUAAAACUUGAAUGCUUAGGAGAAUUUAUGCUUUAAUGUGCCUCGAGACCGGGUUUUGUUCGUAGUGAGGUAUCAAGUGUGUGUUUCAUUGCAUCGUCUUCCUAGCCGUCACGAUGAGGGCAGAAGAGUGUACCGCUGGGUACAUGAGUCCCCUGGUGAGGCAGGAUCUUGCCAGACUUGAUAAAGACGGAGACAGUCGCCGUGUGGCCUUGUUCGCGCUGAAACAAUACGUGGAGAAUUUGGAUCCUGGUUCUGUCCCUCGGUUCCUGGCCCAGGUGUCUGAGUCCAAGGACACCGGAGGCUCGCGGUCGUACGCCAUAUCACUGUAUGAAGAAGUUGCACGCGUGCACGGGAAGCUCAUCAUUCCGCAAUUUGGCAAGGUUAUGACAACCUUGACUCGGUCCUUAUCUGCAAGUGGGAGUUCACCACAGCUGCACCAAGCUUGCGCCAAAGUGGCUGCUGCACUCAUUCGAUAUACAAUAGAUCCGGAUACUAGUGAAGCAGAGGCUGAGGAAAUCCUGAAGGAGGUGUCCCGACCCUUAGUGGACCUUCUAGCAGGCAAGCUGGAGCACGUAGCAGCGGGGUCGGCAACAUGUAUGCAAGCAUUGGUAGAGUCUGAGAAGUGGAAGCAUGCCCCGGCCGACUUAGUCAGCGAGGUUUGCCACCGGACCACUACAGCCUUGGGUGACAAAUCUACUCGGACAGUCGCCCACAUGCAGCUUGCGCGUUCGUUAGCGACCAUGAAUCCUGGAACCCUGAAUGUGUACGGAGCUUGCUUGCUUCAUGCUGCGGAAGAGGUUUUAAGUGUCAGUACUUAUUCUUGGCAGCAACGAAAGUGUGCGGCAAAGAUGGCGCAGGCCGUCUUAGCCAUCGUUGACCGAGAGACCCUAGCCUUGGAAUUCCACUCAAUAACUCAGGUUUUAGAGAAUUGUAAGCACGACAGAAUUCCUCACGUCCGCACUGCAGUUUGGGAAGCUCUGCAAACCGCCAAAAUGCUCAUGAAUGGGGAGGCCGUCAAGGAAGAAGAUCAUGGGGAUUACCGGGGUUCCAAAUCUUUUGAUUCUACCAAGGAGACACCCCAGCGAAGAAAUUGGAGUUCAAAUAAUUAUAGCCCAAGCUCGCAGGAUACGUACAACCUGUCAUCUUACACGCCUCCCCCUGAUGCUUGCGACUCUGCAGCCUCUGCCCCUUCUUUGACCUCUCAUACUGAUUCCACUGGCAGGAUGAAGCGCCCCCUUAUGUUUCCGACGAAGUUUGAUGACCAUGCUCCUCGCUCACCAGCCCCGCCCUUCGCUGUGGGAGUGAACAACAAUCACGUUACAUUCUCGGGUAAGGAGAAUGUACCUUCUUCAGUUCUAGAUGGUGCUACCCCAGUAUCUCGUAAAUGCAUGUCAGCGUAUCAUGUACCUGCCCCACCUUUCUAUGACAAACUGGUAGGUGACAAAGCUUCAGGAGGAAACCAACGGAUUGAGAAAGCACCUCUCGACGAUAAUGAGUUUACUCCAGCGACUAUCAAACGGGAUCACCCUAAGGGGAAAAUUGAAUCUCGUUUCAGUCCCUUUGAGACACUCAUCACCCGAUCAUUUGGAGAGGCGGAAGGAGACCUCAUGGCAGAGGGUGAGGAGAUUCUGUACAGAAAUUCAGCUGAGUUAGAUGGGGAAUUGUGUGGCAAGAGUGAGGCACGCUCCCGAUGCAAUUCAAGAUUGCCGACUUCAAUGGGGCUUUUUAGGCCAGAUCCCGAGACACCUGAGUUUAUUGCAGAUAGUGUACAAAGCAACAUAGUUUCACACAAAGGCAUGCAAAGUGGCUACUCUGACGCUAAUAGCUCUGCAGCACUCGACAUCAAGGGCUGCGGCAGGAAUACCAUGACUGGGAAGGUUGUUGAUUUGUUGGAGCAUAAACAGAUAUCCCACACGGGUUUUUCACAAGGAUUAACCACUGGACACCCCAAUGCCUAUGACCUGAACGAAGGGGUUUCUCAUGCACAGUACAUGAAACUUGAUGACUUUUCCAGCAACCCAGAAGACGGAUAUAGUGCCCUGAAGCCAAGAGUCCUGAUCACCACAGCGGAUUUUUUGCCAUACACCACUCCGCGGCGAUUAGUACUGUCACUGCAGUCGCAAUUGUCAAGCCCGGGCGAUGAAGUGGGUCAAGAGGAUGUUCGAGGGAUUGACGACGGGAUGGAUAAGACGACUGACGUCAAUAGCGAAGGUGUAAGAAGGAUUGCCGAUGGAACAGGUAAGAGGAUCGACUUCAAUGACGAUGCAGACAUGGAUGUUGAAAGCUCUAGUGACUCAGGUUGGAGUGUAAGAGACAAUCCUAUUGCGUCUGACGAGUCUGCCACGGAGGAGAGUAGUGAAGAAGAAGUUGAAGAACGGCAUACGGAGAUCCAUGAGACCUUCGCCUUACCUAGGAAGGUCCAUAAUAUCACUGCUGCAUCUCCUGGAAAGAAUGCAGACUCUUCUUUGUCUAGUGACUCAGAGCAUUCUAAAUUCCCUGAGCUUGUCGAACAAUCACGCGUCCAAGUGGAGGAUGAUGAUCUACGCCACCAGAUCACAAGAUCGCUUGGAACAUCAGCUGGUAGCGUUAACACCAAUAUGGCUUGCGCGUCACUCACAGAGUCUCAGCGCAAAUGGUCUGCACAGAAAGCACAAGAAUGGGACCUAGACCUGGAUGUGAGCCGGACUACAGAUGAUCAACCUAACGAGGCGAAAAGGAGUAUGUCACUUGAGCAGGAAGUUGUUAUCUCGACGAACAUCAGCCAAGGCAGCGAGGCCUGUGUAGGUGAAAAUGAAGUCUGGGAAGAUGAAGAUGUAUCAGGUAGGUGGUGGAGCAACACAGCAUUGGUGCGUUGUGCAAGGAGCGGUUGCGCAAGAAUUUCAUCUAUUGCUGAAUUAGUUCUAAGGGGUUCCCUAUGCGUCGUAAUUGCUGUCCCUAUCAGCAUGGUCCUUGCAAGGUCACUGCAAAGCCCACCGGAUUACUUUCUCGUACCCACUUGAUGGGUCCUCCCUUCCCGUCUUUUAUCAAAAGUAUGUCUUAUGUAAAAAGUAGCUAUACAAUUCUCUUUAGUAUGGCAGUUUUAGUGCCCAUGCCCCAGAGAACAAAGUUUACAUUCAAGUCUGUUUGAAGAACCUUGAUCCACGGCUCUGUGGCCUAGAAGUGAUAACUUAUUUUUUGACAUCAAUUUAUUUCUGGGAAAUCUCUUCCCUAUGUUGCUGAACCUCUA